Molecule: messenger RNA, 1248 nt
Organism: Penicillium cataractarum
Lineage: Eukaryota; Fungi; Ascomycota; Eurotiomycetes; Eurotiales; Aspergillaceae
Product: mitochondrial 54S ribosomal protein mL38
Exons: 2
Coding region: 1-1248 (415 amino acids)
Source: RefSeq, a predicted model, not a curated record
AUGGCUCAUUGCGAGCGGGCAUCCAAGCCGCUGCUCCAAUGCCUCCGGACCACAUAUACUAGAAGCUUGCCUGCCGUCCAGGCACGCGGCUUCCAGACGUCGGCAGCCGUUGCAGAGGCUCAAGCCGAACAGACCCAACCAUUCCACAAGAACCCCGACCCAUCGCUCGUCUCAAGCCCUCGACUGGAGCGACGACUGAUGAGACAGGGUACCAACCCCGUUGGAUCUCGUCGUCGCCGUGCUGCCCUUCAGAGUUCCGCCAAUAUCCCCUUCGAGCAGCUGCCCUACCAAUGUUUCCAGGAGGCGCGAAAGGUCCUGUUGGAGGACCGUGCAGAGAAGUUGAAGGAGAUUGAAUCAAUGAGGCAAAAGAUUGCGAGAGUGGAGGCUCAGUCUGUUGAAGAGGCUGGAGGUGAGCAGGUGCACAAGUCUCGCGUGCGCGCCAUGCAAUUGCACUUGGAGCGUCUCAAGAUCCAUGCCGACAUCAACGACCCAUUGGUCAAGCGGAAAUUCGAGGACGGACUUGGCGACAUGAGCAAGCCAAUCUACCGCUUCCUGGCCGACCGGAAAUGGCGCGAAUAUCGCCGCAAGAUCCUGGUGCAGCGCAUCACGCAGAUGAAUGUCGUUCCCGACGUUCUGCCCCACUGCGAUCCUACUGUCGAAACCAAGCUGUACUUCAACAAGCGACAGGUCCAGCCUGGAGACUACGUCGAGGCCAAGGUUAGCACCGAGGCACCCAAGCUUGACAUUCAGAUGUUCGAGCGUGGAGAGAAGCUCGUCACAAUUGCCGUUGUCGACCCUGAUGUUCCCAAUGUGGAGGCGGAUAGCUUUGACUUCAAGAUGCACUAUCUGGCUGUCAAUGUGCCCAUCUCAGCUGUCAACACCAAGGUUGACCUUUCUCAGCUCGCGGCAGACUCGCAGGUCGUCCUUCCUUGGCUGCCUCCCGUUGCCCAGAAGGGUAGUCCCUACCACCGUCUUUCUGUGUUCAUCAUGGAGCAGAAGGACUCCCAGCCUCUUGACUUUGCCGCUGUGAAGGCAAAGGAGACUGACCGGGACAACACACUGCUGCGCACUCUGCAGGCCCGGUACCACCUCAAGGCUAUCGGUGCCCACCUGUUCCGCAGCCAGUGGGAUGAGACUACUCUGGAGGUCAUGAAGCAGAUUGGAUACAGCGGAGCCGAUCUCGAGCUCCGCCGGAAGAAGGUCGAGCCUCUUCCCUACAAGCGGAGAAACCCUUCCACCAUGAGGUGA